Bombyx mandarina (wild silkworm) is the source of this 1609-nucleotide messenger RNA. RefSeq names its product lipase member H. Lineage: Eukaryota; Metazoa; Arthropoda; Insecta; Lepidoptera; Bombycidae. The record is from RefSeq and is a predicted model, not a curated record. Gene Ontology annotation, biological process: lipid catabolic process. Gene Ontology annotation, molecular function: lipase activity; serine hydrolase activity.
CAUCGUUACAUUCAAGACGUAACGUUAUAUUAUUAAUAUUGAGGAGUGAAAAAAUAUCCCUUUUUUUUCUCGGCACAGCUAUCAAAGUGUUUGACAGCUGUCAGUGAAUUCGAACAUGGCAAGGGGAUUUUGCUUGAUUAUGUACUUUUCGGUGGUGGUACAGUCUGUUACGCCGUUUUACAGUUCGAAGUCAUUAGAAGGAUAUCCUGCCGGCUAUUUGAGUGACUGUCCUGGAGGCGACAGGGAAGCAGUGAUCACGAAGAACAGCCUCAAAUACCUGACGAUGACCGUCGUUGGGAACGGAAACUUUUUGACGGCAAAACGAUCUACCUACACUUAUUAUCAAAUGAAGCAAUUAGCCAAAGACCCGAACAUGGAUUUCAGUAAGCGAACAGCUGUAUACGUCGGAGGGUAUAUGGACAGUCCGAGUUAUCCAGUUGCAAGUCUAUUGGCCCCACAGUAUCGACGCCAAGGAUAUAAUGUUCUGCUGUUGGACACAAAUAAGUUUACGGUCAUGGAGUAUCCUUUGGCUGUCCGCUACAUAAGAACCGCUGCCCGACACACAGCAGAGAUGCUAGUCGACCUAAUAAAGCACGGUCUGGAUCCAAAAAAACUAGACCUGAUUGGCCUUAGUUUGGGCGCGCACACAGCCAGCUUCAUCGCGAAACGCUUCAAGGAACUAACCGGUGAUACCAUAUCGAGACUCACCGGGUUAGAUCCAGCAGGACCGUGCUUCAGGAAUUUGGGCCCCGAUCAGCGACUGGACUCGUCUGAUGCGGACUUCGUGGACGUCGUCGAUACGAAUAUAGACGAGUUUGGUAUGGCGGCUCCGAUUGGCCACGUAAAUUUCUACGUUAACGGAGGCGAGUACCAACCUGGCGAUAUUCUUUGGAUGCCGUGCAACGCCUUCUGCAGUCAUCUAAGGUCUUACACUGUUUGGUUGGCGGCACUGCAGUAUCCGACCUCGUUUAUAGCAAUACAGUGCGAUUCUGUGCAAGAGGCGAGAAAUAAAAAUUGCUACGAUAGAAUACCUUUGGUCACGAACGUUGUCGGUUUGGGUACGGACAAGAGUAAAACUGGUGUAUUUUACUUAGCAACGCACAAUAAUUAUCCGUAUUAUUUAGGAGAAAAGGGACUGAAGAAGGAAUACGAAUAUUUCCAGUCUCAUAUGGAAGAAAUUACCAAUAAUGAUAGUAUGAAAAUCUGAUUAGUCACGUAGCGGCCUGUUUUUUGUUAUUAUCAUUGUCAAUGUUUCUAAAAUGUACUUGUGGUCUCAUUAUAAAAUAUGCUGAAGCUUAAUUUUAAAACGAUCUCUAAAAUACAUAUUUAACGUAUUAUAAUACAGUGUGAUUCCUUAUAAUGUGCACAUAUCGAAAUGAGGGAACCUAUGCUUGAUUUUAUCGAGGGAAUAAUAUUUAAAAAAUGCUAAAUAUAUUUUUAAAAUUUUUUAAGUUUUUUUUUUGUUCUCUAGUGACUCCCGUGUAAACAAAACGGUGUAACUUUUGAACUAAAUGAUCUAUCGUGGUUAAACAAAUUCCUUAAUGUUUGGAAGUAUUUAGGCGUCCUCAUAAAAUGAAAAAGUGGGAGAAAACCUCCCCUCAAUUGAAAA